This is a messenger RNA of Cynoglossus semilaevis (tongue sole), 1542 nucleotides long. RefSeq names its product olfactory receptor 146-like. Gene Ontology annotation, molecular function: olfactory receptor activity; odorant binding; G protein-coupled receptor activity. The coding region runs from base 462 to 1412 and encodes 316 amino acids. The record is from RefSeq and is a predicted model, not a curated record. NCBI's taxonomy places the organism in Eukaryota, Metazoa, Chordata, Actinopteri, Pleuronectiformes, Cynoglossidae. The transcript has a single exon. Gene Ontology annotation, biological process: G protein-coupled receptor signaling pathway; detection of chemical stimulus involved in sensory perception of smell. Gene Ontology annotation, cellular component: membrane.
GCUGCUAUAGACUACACUUAAAAAUAAAACUAGCUUGAAUUUUGGAAAGGGUAGGGUGGUUCAUGAAAGAGAAUGGUGAAUGUAAAAAUGCUAACAUGGGAGUGUAAACACUAGAGGCUCAGUUGCCUAGUUACAGUUGCACUGGUAACAAAAGUCAUUUCUGCAUGUGGCACUACACGACUGUUAUAAUAAAUAUUUCCCUGAUGUAAAACUCAGGUCAUCACUAAAUGUCACCACAAGGACUGAAGGCUGGCUCCAUGAAGGUACUACUGUGGGGCAUCUUCAACUAUUAUAAAAUGUAGUCACUAAUAUUUAACAGCAUUUUUACACAUUACAUUUUUAUAUUUUUUCAAUAGAACAGCAACUGUGUUUGUAUCGUCUUUGUUUUGUUUUGUUUUGGGUUUUUUUCAAUAAUCAAAUGUAAUCUUAAAAAUACUUUGAUCUUUUAUGUCAUUUUCUUCAUGAUGGAAAACUACACCUACAACAGUUUUACACUCCAGAUGGAGGGCUUCAAAGUCUCUGAGGAGUACAUGAUUCCUCUGUUCUUCUUUUUCUUAUCAUCCUACAUUUUCCUGGUUAUAACAAAUGUCUUCGUUUUAGUUCUAGUUGUUGGUGAUAAGAACUUUCACCAACCAAUGUAUCUUCUUUUUUGCAACCUUUCUGUAAGUGACCUGAUUGGUGGAACUUGCAUCAUUCCUCGGCUGCUCGCAGAUCUCGUACUCCUCCCCCCCGAACGUUUUAUUUCUUAUUACGAGUGUGUGGCACAAGCUUUCUCUGUACAACUGUUUGGUACAACCUCCCACACUGUGCUGAUGAUCAUGGCCUUCGACAGAUACGUGGCCAUCUGUGACCCUCUGCGUUACGGUGCCAUCAUGACCAAAAGAAUGAUUAUCAAGCUAACCGUUUCUGCCUGGGCCGUUCCCUUUGUUUUGGUUGGGAUUCUGAUUGGUCUGAGUGUGAGGCUGAGUCGCUGCAGGACUCUGAUCAGUGGUCCGUUCUGUGACAACGCGUCACUGUUUAAACUGUCCUGUGAGAGUGUGUUUAUUAACAACGUCUACGGCCUGACCUACACUGUGGUGCUGUUUGUAUUCUCACUAGGCUGCAUCACCAUCACCUACAUUAGGAUACUGUUAGUCUGCCUGACCAAGAAGAACAAGUCUCUGAGCAGCAAGGCCUUGAAGACCUGCAGCACUCACCUAGUGGUGUACGUGAUCAUGAUGUUCAGUGGGAACAUUCAAAUUAUUCUUCAUCGUUUUCCUCAGUACAAAGACUACGUCAAAGUUUCUGGCAUUCUCUUCACCAUUGUGCCUGGAAGCCUGAACACUGUUAUUUAUGGUGUUCAGUCCAAAGAGAUCAGACAGUUCUUUUCCAACAAACUUCAAUGUAACAGUUUAAAACCGGAUAAAAUAUAAAUGAUUCUAAGUAUGUUGUAAGUAAGUAUUUAAUAACAUGAUAAAUGCAAAAUUAAAAACAGCUGAACACAUUUGUUUUCAACUUGGUUUUUGCAUUGAAUACUUAUAAGAACAGUAGGUUUGAAAGGCU